This is a messenger RNA of Peromyscus leucopus (white-footed mouse), 901 nucleotides long. RefSeq names its product rhox homeobox family member 2-like. Bases 91 to 768 code for a protein of 225 amino acids. The transcript is spliced from 4 exons. NCBI's taxonomy places the organism in Eukaryota, Metazoa, Chordata, Mammalia, Rodentia, Cricetidae. Gene Ontology annotation, molecular function: DNA binding. The record is from RefSeq and is a predicted model, not a curated record.
UCAAGAGUCAGAGCUGUACCUGUGGCUCCAGACAGUGAGGACGUGGCUUGUGGAUCUUCGGAACUAGAAACUGAUUGAAAGAUUCCUGGCAUGGAGACUCGCAAGGGCUGCUGCCACAGAUUCAGGAGGAUGCUGUGUCUAGGAGCUAGUGAGGACCAGGAACAACAAUAUGAUGAGAAUGCAGUGGUCCUGAAGGCUGGAGAGAAAGGAGGCAAGAGAGGGCUUGUACAGAGCGAACUUGCUCAGGCUGAGCUUGAUCAGGGCGAAGUUGCUUUGAGCGAACUUGCCCCAAGCAAGCCUGUUCAAGAAGAGCUUGCUCAGUCCGAUCUUGCUCAGGAAGCCACAGGAGGGGGAGAGGAGGGAGAAAAUGAAGAAGAAGAAAUGGAAGGAGCACAUGCUGGCGAUGGUAGUUCUGGUCCCAUGGACAAGGGGAUCCAGGCAGAAGGUGGCCAUGGCGGCAGUGUUCAACAGCAGCCUCAGCAAGAGGCGGCAAUGCCUGAGGGCACCAAGAGUCUCCAGGCUGGGGAGAGGCAGCCUUUCCAGAGACGCACCAGAUUCACCCAGUCUCAGCUGCAGGACCUGGAGCGUCUUUUUGAAGAGACUCGCUUCCCCAGCUUUCAAGUAAGGAAGGAACUUGCAAUAUCUAUGGGUGUGCCGGAAGCAGAUGUGCAGGAUUGGUUUAGGAACAGGAGAACCAUUUUCAGGAGAAGCAAUAGAAUGGUGGUGGUGAUUGAUGCACCACCUGGUCCCCAGAACAACGAUCCCUGAAGAUUUUGGAGCAGCACAUGAGUGCCACCUCUGAUGUGAGCCAGAUGACCUGGAACCUGGCCCUGCCCUCAGUGUCUCGGCCACCCAUGCUGGCCAUGACAUCCUUUUCUUCCCUGUAAUAAUAUCUGCAAUA